CUCCUCCCUCUGCUCGCGCCUCUGUGGUCCCUCGGUGCCGGAGUCAGCAUCACAGCCCGGACCCGCUCACCGACACAGGAACAUGUUGCUUCACAAACUGUGUGUGUGGAUCCUGUCCAUCCUCGGUGGCUCCCCCCUGGGUUCUGGAUUUGUGUACGACCGGCCCAAACGCUCAGGAGAGGACGGGACGUCAGCCAGGACUGAGUCUCGCUCAGCUCCUCAGUACGUGGCGUCCUCCGGCUCCUGCAGGAACAGGUGCUUCGAGCUGCUGGAGCUGGACCCCCCCAGCUGCCGCUGUGACAACCUGUGUAAGACCUACAACAGCUGCUGCUGGGACUUCGACCAGCUGUGCCUCCGGACAGAGGGGGGUUAUGAGUGCAGUAAGGAUCGAUGUGGGGAGACUCGGAAUGAGCAUCACGCCUGCCACUGCUCUGAGGACUGCCUGGCCCGAGGAGACUGUUGUACCAACUACAGGACGCUGUGCAAAGGAGACUCCUCGUGGCUGCAGGAUGACUGUGAGGAGAUCAAGACACCUGAAUGUCCUGCUGGGUUUGUGCGGCCGCCGCUCAUCAUGCUGUCUGUGGACGGAUUUAGAGCUUCUUUUGUGAAGAGAGGAAACACUGUCAUACCCAACAUCGAGAAACUGAGAACAUGUGGAACCCAUGCUCCAUACAUGAGGCCUGUUUACCCGUCGAAGACCUUCCCCAACCUCUACUCUCUGGCUACCGGUCUCUACCCAGAGUCUCAUGGUAUCAUUGGUAACUCCAUGCAUGACCCUGUGUUUGAUGCCACCUUCACCCUGAGGAGCCGAGAGAAACUCAACCAUCGCUGGUGGGGAGGACAGCCAAUCUGGAUCACCGCGCUCAAACAGGGAGUGAAGGCUGCCACCUUCUUCUGGCCUGUGUCCAUCCCGUUGGAGAGGCGGAUUCUGACCAUGCUGCAGUGGCUCCACCUCCCUGAAGGCGAGAGCCCCUACGUGUACGCCAUGCACUCUGAACAGCCGGACACAUACGGACACAAAGUGGGGCCCAUGAGCGCCGAGCUGAACAGCCCUCUGAGACUGAUUGACAGGAUUGUUGGCCAACUGAUGGACGGACUGAAACAGAUGAAAUUGCACCGCUGUGUCAACAUCAUCCUGGUGGGGGACCAUGGUAUGGAAGAGGCCCACUGUGAUCGCACUGAGUUCCUCAGUAACUACCUGAGCAACGCUGAUGACAUCACCCUGAUCCCUGGGUCUCUGGGCAGAAUACGCUCCAGAUUCCCCAACAACCCUAAAUAUGAUGCCAAGGCUGUUGUUGCAAAUCUAACAUGUAAGAGAGCAGACCAGCACUUUAAGGCGUACUUGAAGCAGCACCUGCCCAAGAGACUGCACUACGCCAACAACAGACGCAUAGAGGACAUCCACCUGCUGGUGGAGAGGAAGUGGCACGUUGCCAGGAAGGUCCCUGAGGGGAAGAGGCACUGCGGCUUCGCUGGUGACCAUGGAUACGACAAUAAGAUCAACAGCAUGCAGACUAUUUUCUUGGGGUAUGGACCUACAUUUAAAUUCAAAACUAAAGUCCCAGCCUUCGAAAACAUUGAGCUUUAUAACGUCAUGUGUGAUCUUCUGGGUCUGAAACCAGCUCCUAACAAUGGAACCCAUGGCAGUAUGAACCACUGCUGAGGAGCCCCCCCCCACAGAGCCACCAUGCCCGAGGAGGUGUCCAGACCAUUGUCCUCGGCCCUGGCGCCGGCAGGGACAGACGACCUGGGCUGCAGCUGCGACGACAAGAACAAAGUGGAGGAGCUAAACCACAGGAUGAGGCAAGCUAUGGAUGACAGCAGGAACCUGCCGUACGGCCGCCCUGCUGUCCUCUUCAGAACCAAAUACUCCAUCCUGCACCACAGCGACUACAUCAGCGGCUACAGCGAGGCCCUGUCCAUGCCUCUGUGGACGUCAUACAGCGUCAGCAGACAGGUAGAAGUGUCCCCUCUGCCUGAAGCUCUGUUUAACUGUGUGCGCGCUGACAGCAGAGUCCCGCCCACCUACAGUCAGUCGUGCACCAACUACAGAGCAGACAGACAGAUCACCUACGGCUUCCUGUACCCCCCCCAAUUGUCUUCAAGCAUAGAGAAGAAAUAUGAUGCUGUCCUCAUCACCAACACUGUGCCCAUGUAUCCUGCAUUCAAGA
Messenger RNA from Gymnodraco acuticeps, 2171 nucleotides. RefSeq names its product ectonucleotide pyrophosphatase/phosphodiesterase family member 2-like. The record is from RefSeq and is a predicted model, not a curated record. Gene Ontology annotation, molecular function: calcium ion binding; phosphatidylcholine lysophospholipase A1 activity; phosphodiesterase I activity. NCBI's taxonomy places the organism in Eukaryota, Metazoa, Chordata, Actinopteri, Perciformes, Bathydraconidae. Gene Ontology annotation, biological process: immune response; phosphatidylcholine catabolic process.